AUGACCUAUGGAGGGCCGGAUGCGUGGCACCAGGCCAUGUUUUUUCUGAGGCUUAUGUGGAAGCUGAGUCCUCUGCCACCAGAUUGGCAGAUCAAAUGGGACGCAAUGACAAAGGAUGACGCAGACGUGCGGAAAGAGGCCGCCAGACUUGAACAGCACGCGCCCAUCACUCAGACCUUUGAGUCCCGCCGCCGCGCUAUCAUCGCCUACUGCAACGAGAGCGAGUACUACGAGAAAGACGACUAUACUGAGGAUGAACUGGAGAGUCUGGCUUGCCUGCUCCCGGUCAUGCAAGAUCUCAUGCAAUACAAGCCCGAAGACAGAAUGUCAGCCGAACAAGCAAGAUUGCUAAUCCAGCAAAAGUGGUCGGACCGCCGGCUGUGGUUCGACAAGGAAGACGGGUCAGAGAAUGUGGAGAGCUGCAGUGGAAACCAGAGUCGCCACGGCAAUGGCUUCAAAAGAAGGGAAGACAAAAAGAACAUACAACACCAGGGAUUCGCUGGUCGUCACCGACCCAACUACUAG
Messenger RNA from Lasiosphaeria miniovina, 525 nucleotides. RefSeq lists its product as uncharacterized. The record is from RefSeq and is a predicted model, not a curated record. The coding region runs from base 1 to 525 and encodes 174 amino acids. Lineage: Eukaryota; Fungi; Ascomycota; Sordariomycetes; Sordariales; Lasiosphaeriaceae. The transcript is spliced from 4 exons.